ACUGAACAAGACAGUCUAUUUUAUUGUCUGAUCGCGUUGCAUAUGUUUUAAAUAAUUUUUUAAAAUAUUGUGAGUUUUUCAUAUUUUCUGUAGUUAGUUAAUACUGAAACCUUAUUAUGAGUGUAACAUAUUAUUUUAUUGAAACUGAAAAAGAAAAUGAGCCGAAGCCGAAAGUUUCACCCGUAAGAAAAGCUUUGCCGCAAAUAAUAGCAGUUAGCGUUAAAAAUGUUCUACUAUUUGCCUUUGGGAUGACCUUGGGAUUUCCUACUAUCCUGAUUCCCAGUUUUUCUGAUAGUAAAAGUGGAGAACGCAUUACUCUGGAUCAGGAUGCCAUAUCAUGGAUAAGUUCCGUUAAUCUUCUAUGCGUCCCAUUGGGUUGCCUACUUUCCGGAGUAAUAACUCAACCGUUAGGGCGAAGAAGAGCCAUGCAACUGGUGAAUAUACCAUUUUUAGCAGCAUGGCUAUUAUUCCAUUAUGCUACGGAGCCUUGGCACGUCUUUUUAGCUCUUUGCAUUACUGGCUUUAGUGGAGGUUUACUUGAAGCACCCGUACUGACCUACGUGGCUGAAAUAACCGAACCAAGUAUUAGAGGAGCCUUAAGCUCCACCAGCACAUUGGCCAUUAAUACAGGCAUAUUAACGUCAUACUUUCUAGGAACGUUUUUAAAGUGGCGUAAUAUAGCCUUAAUAAAUGCUACGAUACCGUUCGUAUCUUUUAUCCUGCUGACUCUUAUCGCGCCAGAGUCACCUUACUGGUUAAUUUCGAAGAACCGACUCGCCGAAGCCAAGAAAAGUCUGGCUUGGUUAAGAGGUUGGACUACAGAAUGCAAUAUUGAAGAAGAGUUUAAUAGAAUAGCGGAAAAUUUAGAGAAUAACCCAAUGACUAAGAAGUGGAUGGGUAAAGGAGCAUUAAUAGAACAGCUUAAACUUUAUUUAAAACCAACUUUCUUAAAACCUUUUGCUCUGAUCAUAUUCUGUUUUUGUAUAGGCAAUUUUGGUAACACUCCUGUUGCAGUCUAUUCUGUAAAUAUUUUUGCUUCAUUUGGAGUAAGCAUUAAUCCAUACACUGGUACACUUUGCCUAGGAAUGGCCCAACUACUGGCAGUUUUAACAUGCGUUUUAUUAAUUAAAUUUCUUGGAAAAAGAUGGUUAGUUAUUAUAUCUCUUACUGGUGUAAUAAUUACAUUUUUUGCCACAGCACUUUAUACCUUCCUAAAUAAAGUAGAGUACAUACAAGAUGUUACGAAGCAAAGCAACAUGGGAGUUACAUCCUGGAUUCCCUUAUGUUCUGUUAUUGCUUCCGCGUAUUUUAGUUAUUUAUGUAUCAAAGCAAUACCAUGGAUUCUUAUAGGAGAACUAUUUAAUAAUGAUAUAAGAUCAAUAGCAGCUGGAGUCAGUGCAGCCAUAGGUUAUGUCUUUGGUUUUGUUGCAAACAAAACAUUUUUAAAUAUUAUUCAACUAGUAGGAUUUUCGGGCGUUUUUUGGGUUUACAGUUGCGUAGCCGCAGGAGGAUUAGUGGCUUUAUAUUUUGUAUUGCCAGAGACUGAAGGUAAAACUUUAGAAGAAAUUUUUGAUCAUUAUGCGGGUCGAGGUAAAUUGGAUAAUCGAGUUUGUAGAGUAACAAGGUUGAAAAACUCGAGUAAUGGAAUUGAGAUGACAUAGUUCGAAGAAAUAACGCUAAGUUGGUCAAAGGAGAGGUAAAGAAAGAUUGGAGAGAGUAGAAGUGGCCUAAACUAAAUUUAAAUUUAAAAAAUUCAGAAGCUAUAAAUAAUAAAAAGAAACAAUUAACGUAAAAGUGCGAUGAUUUUCUAAAUUGUCAAUUGCAUUAAUAAACGUUUACCGUUAUAACCUUAUUUAUAUAAAAUAUAAAUAAAUUAUUAUAUUAAUAUGUAUAAGUAAAUAAUAUAUUAAAUACAUUUAUUGGUGUUCUAUAUCCUUAUUUCAUCAAAUAGUUAUUUAUUAUAUAAUAAUUUAUUGCAGAUUUACAUUUUAUUAGUUUACUAGUUAUUAUUGCCAGGUUGUUGAAGAAGUGAUAACAUUAAAGAUCAUAAUGAGUUUAUUUUAUUUCAGUUAUAAAGGGGUUAUUUUAUCACCGAUAAUUAUCCCAACAAAAACUUAUUUUUUUACUAAUUUUCCCAAAUUUGACCUAACUGUUAUACAAACACGGUUUAUUUUUUGAAUAUCAACGUGAAAACCAUAUCUAUUACAAUGUUUGUUCUAUAGCCGAUAGAAUUCUAUGUAAGAAUAUCGCAGUUCCUUAUUGAUGGGAUCAAAGAUUGGAUGGAUCCUAUCUAUUUUAUCUAUUUUACUUUUUAAGGUGCAAAUUUUUUAACAGGUCAUGGUUUCUUUUCCAGAAAGUAAAGAUAUACUUUAUUUAUUUCAUGAUUGACCAUCAAAGAAGUCAUGUUAAAGAAAUAUAUUUUGAUGCCAAUUUUUCAAGGAAGGUGUGUUGACCUGGUAUAUAUUUAUUUCUGUUUUUAAAAAGCUCAUAUUUCUUAGAAAAUGUCAGUUUAUGCUUUUUAUUCUAGAAGAUGUAAAAAUGAUUUGAUCAUUGGAUUAGAUUUAUUCCUAAUGCUCCAAGUGCAUCUUUCAUGGCGGCAAACAAAUGAUAGUUAUAGGGUAGUAAAUCUGGACGAUACUAAAAUGUUUCCCAAUGCAUAUUCUUAAGUUUUUGCUUCAUUUCACCUACUCUAUGUGCCCUGCCGUUGUCUUGAAGAAGGAUUACGUUUCUGAUGCGGACAUCUCCAUGGCUGUACUGGCAAAUUGACUGAGGGAAACAGCUUACCAAGCGUUUUUCUCACUACACACUACACAAUAAAGACCUGGACUGUGAGAGCACUUGUGAUUGGCUAGGAAAAUUAUUUGCCGGUUUAUAUUUGAUCCACCUUCGUAUAAGCAAUUUUUAUAUUAGAUUUUUUAUUAAAAAAAUUGAAAAAUGUGUAAGGCUAUGCACUUGGUAAAAGUGCGUUCAAGUAAGGAAUUGUGGUUUUUAAUUUUGCUUUUAAAAAUAUAAUAAUUUUCCGUUUUUAUUAUAGAACUAUCUUUUUUAUUACAAGUGUUUUGUAUAUUUUUUUAUACAAUGAAACUCUUAUAUUUAUCCCAUUGUUAAUAAUUUAUUAUAAUUUUAAAUUUUACUUUUUAACUUUAUUACAGCUCUUAGAUUAGUUAAAAACGAAAUAAUAUAAUAAAAGACUUUUAUAACUAGUU
This is a messenger RNA of Anthonomus grandis grandis, 3206 nucleotides long. Its product is annotated as facilitated trehalose transporter Tret1. The transcript is spliced from 4 exons. Gene Ontology annotation, cellular component: membrane. Bases 117 to 1661 code for a protein of 514 amino acids. Gene Ontology annotation, biological process: transmembrane transport. The record is from RefSeq and is a predicted model, not a curated record. NCBI's taxonomy places the organism in Eukaryota, Metazoa, Arthropoda, Insecta, Coleoptera, Curculionidae. Gene Ontology annotation, molecular function: transmembrane transporter activity.